This is a messenger RNA of Hipposideros armiger (great roundleaf bat), 2455 nucleotides long. It is a transcript of the gene TGM5, whose product is annotated as transglutaminase 5. The transcript is spliced from 12 exons. The record is from RefSeq and is a predicted model, not a curated record. Bases 4 to 2157 code for a protein of 717 amino acids. Lineage: Eukaryota; Metazoa; Chordata; Mammalia; Chiroptera; Hipposideridae. Gene Ontology annotation, biological process: peptide cross-linking. Gene Ontology annotation, molecular function: protein-glutamine gamma-glutamyltransferase activity.
CCCAUGGCAGGGCUGGAGUUGUCUGUCACAGACUUUCAGAGCUCCUGGAACAACAUGUGGCACCACACAGAGGAGAUCAGCUCUGACCGCCUCCUUGUUCGCCGGGGCCAGGCUUUCAAUAUCACUCUGUACUUCAAGAACCGGGGCUUCCAGCCUGGCCUGGACAACAUCAUCUUUGUGGUUGAGACUGGACUGCUGCCAGACCUGGCUAAGGGGACCCGGGCUGUGUUCAGCCUGGCAGAUCGUGGUGGUCCCAGCCUUUGGAUGGCCUCGCUGGAAACCAACAAGGCCACCUCCCUGGAGGUGAGCUUGUGUGCUCCUCCCAUGGCGGCCGUGGGUCAGUACCUCUUGAAGGUUCACAUUGACUCGUUCCAGGGGUCUGUCACAGCCUACCAGCUUGGGGAAUUCAUUCUGCUCUUCAAUCCCUGGUGCCCAGAGGACACUGUCUACUUGGACAGUGAGCCCCAGAGGCAGGAGUAUGUCAUGAAUGAUUAUGGCUUCAUCUACCAAGGGAACAAGAACUGGAUCCGCCCUUGCCCCUGGAACUAUGGACAGUUUGAAGAGAAUAUCAUAGACAUCUGCCUGGAGCUGCUAGACAAGAGCCUGAACUUCCAGACUGACCCAGCCACGGACUGUGCCCUACGGGGAAGCCCUGUCUACAUCAGCAGAGUGGUGUCUGCCAUGAUCAACAGCAAUGAUGACAAUGGGGUGCUCAAUGGAAAAUGGUGUGAGGAGUACUCAGACGGCAUCAACCCUGCAGAGUGGACUGGCAGUGUGGCCAUCCUGCGGCAGUGGCAUGCCACAGGCUGCCAGCCAGUGCGCUACGGGCAGUGCUGGGUCUUUGCAGCCAUUAUGUGCACAGUGAUGAGGUGCCUGGGGAUCCCCACCCGCGUGAUCACCAACUUUGACUCUGGACAUGACACAGACGGAAACCUAAUCAUAGAUGCGUAUUAUGACAACACGGGCAGGAUUUUGGAGAAUAAGAAGGAUACUGUCUGGAAUUUCCACGUCUGGAACGAGUGUUGGAUGGUCCGAAAGGACCUCCCUCCCGGGUAUGGAGGCUGGCAGGUACUGGAUGCCACGCCUCAGGAGACGAGCAAUGGCCUCUACUGCUGUGGCCCUGCCUCCGUCAGAGCCAUCAAAGAGGGAGAGGUGGAUCUGAACUACGACACGGCCUUUGUCUUUUCCAUGGUGAAUGCUGACUGUGUGUCCUGGCUUGUCCAUGGAGGGAAGGAGCAGAGACUUCACUGGGACACGAAUUCUGUUGGCCAUUUUAUUAGCACCAAGAGCAUCCAGAGUGAUGAUCGGGAUGACAUUACAGAGAACUACAAGUAUGAAGAAGGUUCCCCCCAGGAGAGGCAGGUGUUUCUGAAGGCUCUUCAGAAGCUGAAGAUUGGAAGGUCCCAAGGCCCCUACCGAACAGACUCACCAUCUUCCAGGCACACCCCACCAAGCCAGGACAGUCCUCGGAGCCUGCAUACGCCUUCCCCGCGGCCCAGUGAUGUUAUCCAGGUCUCCCUGAAAUUCCAGCUGCUCGAUCUGCCCAUCAUGGGCCAGGACAUAAAGUUUGUCUUGCUGGCCCUCAACAUGUCGCUCCAGUUCAAGGAUCUCAAAGUAAACUUGAGCGCCCAGUCUCUGCUGCAUGAUGGCAGCCCCCUGCCUCCAUUUUGGCAGGACACAGCCUUCAUCACACUCUCUCCUGAAGAAGCAAAGACCCAUCCCUGCCAAAUCCCCUAUUCCCAGUACAGCCAGUACUUGUCAACAGACAAGCUGAUCCACAUCAGUGCCCUGGGAGAAGAGAAAAGCAGUCCCGAGAAGAUCCUGGUGGACAAGAUCAUCACCUUAACCUAUCCUGCCAUCAUGAUUAAUGUUCUAGGAGCAGCCGUUGUGAACCAGCAGCUCUCCAUACAGGUGAUAUUUUCAAACCCCCUCUCGGAGCAGGUUGAAGACUGUGUGCUCACCGUGGAAGGAAGCGGUCUCUUCAAGAAGCAGCAGAGAGUCAUGAUUGGAGUCUUGAAACCCCAACACAGAGCCAGCAUCACUCUAAAGACUGUCCCCUUCAAGAGUGGCCAAAGGCAGAUCCAAGCAAAUCUGAGGAGCAACAAGUUUAAGGACAUCAAGGGUUACAGGAACGUCUAUGUUGACUUAAUGUUAUAAAUUCUAGGACAAGAAGGUGGAUGCACAGAUUUUAAGCUUCAGGAAAGGCAGCAAAUUCAAAUGCAAGCCGUGUAAUUCCCCACCAUAACAGAGGCUUUGGGGGGCUCUUACAUGAGCAGCACAGGAGAUGCCAGUGACGGCUAGUCCCCUAGACCAUUUGCACAGCUCCCCAAGACUCUGUUCAGGGCCCAGGGAUUCUGUGGUGUCCUAUCCAGAAGUGUGAGAUGGCACAGAGGUCCAAUGACACUGGUUGGAAUUGACCCUGACUUACUGCUUCCCAAGAUUUCAAGAAAAGAAG